Messenger RNA from Fonsecaea multimorphosa CBS 102226, 2226 nucleotides. RefSeq names its product NADH-ubiquinone oxidoreductase 78 kDa subunit, mitochondrial. Bases 1 to 2226 code for a protein of 741 amino acids. Gene Ontology annotation, cellular component: membrane. The record is from RefSeq and is a predicted model, not a curated record. Gene Ontology annotation, molecular function: NADH dehydrogenase (ubiquinone) activity; iron-sulfur cluster binding. NCBI's taxonomy places the organism in Eukaryota, Fungi, Ascomycota, Eurotiomycetes, Chaetothyriales, Herpotrichiellaceae. The transcript has 3 exons. Gene Ontology annotation, biological process: ATP synthesis coupled electron transport.
AUGCGGUCUCAGCUGCUUCGCGCCGCAGGGCGCACAAGACCUUCGCUGACCUCAACCACGAGACAAGCGGCGACCAGGACCUUUGCCUCCUCGGCCAGACGAAAUGCCGAAGUCGAACUCACCAUCGAUGGCAAAAAAGUGUCGAUAGAGGCUGGCUCGGCCUUGAUCCAAGCUUGUGAAAAGGCGGGCGUGACGAUUCCGCGAUACUGUUACCAUGAAAAACUCCUCAUUGCCGGAAACUGUCGUAUGUGCCUAGUCGAAGUCGAACGAGUCCCCAAACCUGUCGCAUCCUGCGCAUGGCCCGUCCAGCCGGGCAUGGUUGUCAAGACCGAUUCACCAAUGACCCACAAAGCAAGGGAAGGAAUCAUGGAGUUCCUGCUGGCCAACCACCCUUUAGAUUGCCCCAUUUGCGACCAGGGUGGGCAAUGUGAUUUACAAGAUCAGUCGAUGAGAUACGGUGCCGACCGUGGCCGUUUCCACGAGGUUACCGGCAAGCGUGCCGUCGAGGACAAGAACAUUGGGCCUUUGAUCAAGACUUCGAUGAACAGAUGCAUUCACUGCACAAGGUGUAUUCGGUUUGCCAAUGAGAUUGCCGGUGCACCAGAGUUGGGAUCUACUGGCAGAGGCAACGGACUAGAAAUCGGCACGUAUUUGGAAAGGAACCUCGACACAGAGCUCUCGGGGAACGUGGCGGACCUGUGUCCCGUUGGUGCUCUCCUGCCCAAACCGGGAGCAUUCAGCUAUCGACCUUGGGAACUUACCAAAUUUGAGUCAAUUGACGUUCUCAAUGCUCUGGGCUCAAAUAUCCGAGUAGACGCCAGAGGUUUGGAAGUCAAGAGAAUCCUGCCCAGACUGAACGACGAUAUCAACGAAGAAUGGAUCGAUGACAAGACCCGCUUUGCCCUUGACGGGCUGAAGACUCAGAGGUUAACAACACCGUUGAUCCGAAAAGAUGAUAAAUUCCUUCCCGCCACAUGGGAACAAGCUCUAACAGAGAUCGGCAACGCAUACAUUCGGAUCAAGCCCGGUGAGAACGAAUUCAAAGCCAUUGCUGGCCAUCUGGUAGAGACAGAAUCUUUAGUCGCCAUGAAAGACCUGGCAAAUAGACUGAACUCUGAGAAUCUCGCCCUUGACCAGCCAGGAGGUGGCUCGCCAAUUGCCCACGGUGUCGAUGUCCGAGGCAACUACCUCUUCAAUUCCAGGAUCUGGGGCAUUGAAGAAGCCACCAACAUGCUCAUCAUCGGAAGCAAUCCUCGUUGGGAGGCGGCUGUGCUCAACGCCCGUAUUCGCAAACAAUGGCUGCGUUCACCACUAGAAAUCGGGUAUAUUGGUGAGCCAUUUGAGAGCACAUUCGAAUUCGAGCAUUUGGGCACCGACGCUGCAGCGGUGAAGAAAGCUCUUUCUGGUGAUUUCGGAAAGAAAUUGGCCGAAGGCAAGAGACCUAUGAUCAUAGUAGGCAGCGCAGUUGCCGAGCACCCAGAUGCAGCAGCGAUUUUCGAGGCCGUGGGUUCCUUCGUGGACAAGCACCAAGCCAGCUUUAACACCCCCGAGUGGCAAGGAUACAACGUCCUUCAGCGAGCGGCUUCCAGAGCAGGAGCUUACGAGGUCGGGUUCACCGUUCCAUCUCAGAAAAUUGCAGAGACAAAGGCCAAGAUGGUCUGGUUGUUGGGCGCCGAUGAGAUCUCCGAGGCCGACAUUCCUAAGGACGCCUUUGUGGUUUACCAGGGUCACCACGGUGAAAAGGGUGCACAACUGGCGGAUGUCAUUCUUCCUGGCUGUGCGUACACCGAGAAAUCCGGUACUUAUGUGAACACCGAGGGUCGUGUACAACUCACUCGUUCUGCUGUUGCGAUCCCUGGAGCGGCGCGGACAGACUGGAAGAUUAUUCGAGCGGCUUCGGAAUUCCUAGGUGCCCCGUUACCGUAUGACGACUUGGAGGUGUUGAGAGAUCGUCUCGAGGAGAUUUCGCCGGCGCUCAGAAGAUACGAUACCCUUGAGCCGCAAACCUUGACUGGCUUAUGUAAAGUGCAACUUGUGGAUGCGAACAAGGGCUCGAAAGCCUCGGGGCAGAAGUUGGAGCUACCCAUCAAAGACUUCUAUCAGACUGAUGUGAUUUCAAGAAGCUCACCGACAAUGGCUCGCUGCAGUGCCGCAAAGGAGACUGGCAACCCUGAGACCAACUUCAUGGCCCCAGGUGAGCCAAACGCGCAGAUUUCGUAUGGUUAA